Arabidopsis arenosa is the source of this 3295-nucleotide messenger RNA. Lineage: Eukaryota; Viridiplantae; Streptophyta; Magnoliopsida; Brassicales; Brassicaceae. The record is from the annotation of a GenBank genome assembly.
AGAAAUUUCAAGGCUGUUCUCGUUAAAAGUCAUCGGCGAUUGCUUCUCAUUUGUCAUCGCCGCCGUUGAACUCUCUCGCCGGCGAUAAUGAUCUACGUUGGUGGAGUGCCAGUUCGAGAUGAGAAUAGCUCAUCUUCCUUGUCUUCUUCAUCUCAGGGAAGUAGCUUGCUUCUUGAUGUAAUGAGUCAUCCUGUGAUAACGUUAGCUUCUGAUUCUUUUAAGAAUCUUGAGGAAAAGAAUGUUUCUUUUGAUGAAAGUGAUUCAGAGAGCUCAACAAAAGACAGAUAUGUUUACAUAUUCCAAAGAGAAUUUGCUGUUGUGAAUCCAGCUCUUGUUGAUUUUGUUGGCACCGAUGAAGCAACAACUUGCGUAGGCCUUGUUAUCCGCAACAGAAAAUCUGGAAUGACGUCUGUUGCGCAUAUGGAUUCACCAGAGAUUGUGGAUUUGGGGAUAAGCCAGAUGUUGUCAUUGGUUUUGGAGGACGACGUAGAUGCCGAGUUAGAUGUACAUAUGUUUGGUGGUUAUGAAGAUGUCCACAUAAAAAAUGCUGAUGGUGGUGACUAUGCCAAACCAGAGGGUUACUCAUUUCCUUUGUGUUGCAAAUUAGUAGAAACUUUGCAGAAGAGAAGAGAAUACUUUCACAUUCAAACCCUCUUUAUUCUUGGGCACAAUACCAAGUUGGAUGCACAAGCGAACACUUGCCCCAUUUUUAAUGGAUGCCUGGUGAAUACCUCCACCGGUGCAAUUUUACCAGCCAGUUUCGACAGAACAUCUAGAUGUCCGGAUGAGAUUGUUAGAAGAAUUCGAGUUUCAUCAUCAUUUUUAGAUUCUAGCUGGAAGGGAAAGUUACUCGACACAUAUGACACAAAAACUGAUAGAUUCAUCAUUGCACCAUGCCGCUGGACAAUGCGCUUGGUUGAAUAUGUUUGGGAACUUAAUCAGCUUUCUGAUGAAGAAAUCCUCACAAAUUGUUCUACGUCACCUUCUGCUGAAGGUCCAGACUUCGUAGACAAUUCAAGAAGGAUUUGGGAGUAUUUACUCAAACAUCCAGAUUGGAGCAAAACCUUCCCAAAAAGACAACCACGCGUGAUGAGGAAGGAAGAAGAAGAAGAAGCACGAUCUUAUAACAUGAACGUCGACGAUACUAACAACUAUAUUUGCACUGAUAAUGAUUACAUCGAAGAACAUGAAGAUGAUAACAACAGUAAGAAGAGCCAAGCACAAACAUGGGGCACGUGGGAAGAGCUGUUAUUAGCAUGCGCCGUUAAACGACACGGCUUUGGUGAUUGGGAUUCCGUCGCUACAGAGGUUCGAUCCCGGAGCUCUCUCUCCCACCUCCUCGCUUCCGCUAAUGAUUGUAGGCACAAGUAUCGAGAUCUCAAGCGUCGAUUUCAGGACCAAGUAAAAACCGAUGCGGCUGCGACGGCGACGGUGGAAGAAGAAGAAGAAAAAGAAGAGAGAGUCGGUAAUAAUAUCCCUUGGCUUGAACAGCUACGUAACCUUCGUGUAGCUGAGCUCCGUCGUGAAGUUGAGCGAUAUGAUUGUUCGAUACUAUCGCUUCAAUUGAAGGUUAAGAAAUUAGAGGAGGAGAGAGAAGUUGGAGAAGAGAAACCAGAUCUGGAAGAUGAGAGGAAAGGAGAGAGAUCGGAGAACGAUGGUUCUGAAUCUGAGCACCGUGGAAAGGCGGUGGUUUCAGCGGCGGAGGAAUCUGAUCGGGAAAACAGGUCGAUGAACGAGUCGAACUCGACAGAAACCGCCGGAGAAGACGAGAGAGUUGGCGGAGAUGAACCGAGUCAGACUCGAGAAGAUGACUCGGGUGAUAAUAAUAAUCCGGAUCCUGAUCCGGUUUAUAAGGAUGCGGCGGUGGCGGUGGAGGAGGAGGAAGGAUCGGUUAGUAGAGGAUCGGAAGCGAGUCACUCAGACGAGUUAGGCGAGUCAGGGACGUCGGAAACGAAAUGGAAACGGAAACGUAGGAAACAGGGUGGUUCCGGCGACAUCAGAUCGGCUGAGAGUAAAUCACAGCCGUUGAUUGGUCUUCUUGAUCUGAUUCGGUCCCAUCCGCGUGGAUCUUUGUUCGAACGCCGGCUUCGGAGCCAGGAGGCUAAGGAUUACAAGAGCAUGAUUAAGCAACAUUUGGACAUUGAGACGAUACAGAGAAAGUUGAAGCAAGGAUCUUAUGAUUCUUCAAGCCUCACUUUUUACAGAGAUCUACAGCUUCUCUUCACAAACGCCAUUGUGUUUUUUCCUUUAUCUUCCUCAGAAUCAAUGGCAGCUCACGAACUAAGAGCUGUUGUUUCUCAAGAAAUCAGGAAAGAGACCGGAAAAUCUGGUCCCAGGUUAAUAAACGGGGAAGCAUCGGGUAUACGUAGUGGCAAAGCGGAUGCUGAUACAUCAGACUCGUCUCUCUCUAGACAGAAAUCUUCGGCUCCUCUUGUCGUUUGUAAGAAGAGGAGUUCUGUUUCCGCUAAGGCUUCUCCUUCGUCAUCAAGCUUUAGCCAAAAAGAGGAGACGAAAGAAGAGACAUUAUCAGAGGAGAAAGACAACACUGUGACUGGUGUAAGAAGCUCGAGAAGGGCCAACAAGGUGGUUGCUGGUGCUGCGGUUGUCGCCAAUAAUACCAAGACGGGCAAAGGCAAGAACAAACAGAAACAGACAGAGUCGAAAACAAAUUUGUCAAAUGACAAUAGUAGUAAACAAGAUACAGGUAAAACAGAGAAGAAAACGGUUUCAUCAGAUAAGAAGAAGAGUAUGGCUGAUUUCUUGAAGAGAUUAAAGAAGAACUCUCCGCAAAAAGAAGCUAAAGAUCAGAAUAAGAGCGGUGGAAAUGGUAAGAAAGAUAGUAAAACAAAACCAAGAGAACUUAGAAGUAGCAGUGUGGGUAAAAAGAAGGCCGAGGUAGAGAAUACUCCGGUGAAAAGAGCCCCUGGGAGACCGCAGAAGAAAACAGCAGAGGCAGGAGCAACUGCAACCGCAUCUGCCUCGGGAAAACGGGGUAGAGAUACCGGAAGCUCGGGAAAGGACAAUAAACAGCCAAAGAAAAGAAUCAGAAAAUGAGAAUUGAAAACACCUUUUUCCCCUUUGGUGGCUUUUCUUAAGAGCUCAAGGUACUGUAUAUCCAUAUAAUAUGCUUUGGAGUAUUUUAUCUUAAUUCUAACAUUAGAAGUCAUAUUCUCAUAGUUAUGGAUUAGGGAAAGUGUAUUUUGGCUUGCUGGCAUCAGUAAUAUUCAUUCCUUCUUUUCUGUUAUAUUUUGCUCAUUUCCACCAUUUGAAUCCCUAAAAAACUAGAACGACAGUG